AUGUUGAACCAAAUCGUAGACUUGCUCCAGAUGGUUGGUUGGCAAACGGCUGUUCUCUUCCUCGUUGUGUUCUUCAUUGGACUGUACUGGAUUCAGCAGCCUGUGAAUCUUCCACCAGGACCGACUGGUUGGCCAGUCGUAGGCUGUGCACUAAAAGUCAAAUCAGGAGAAACUCAUAUUGCUUUCACCAAUUGGUCCAAGCAGUAUGGGGUAGUGUUUAGUGUACGACUUGGCCCUCAGCUCUUCGUAGUUCUGAAUGAUUUACGCAGCAUCAAGAAGGCCUUGCACGAGCAAGCUGAUGACUUCUCCGAUAGACUGGUUGUAGAUUUUGCGAAACUACUGGGAGUGGAAGGCAGUGUCGUUUUUGAAAAUGGCACUGUUUGGAAGGAGCGUCGUCGGUUUGGUCUCGGGGCUCUGAGAAGCUUUGGUAUGGGCAAGAAAAGCAUCGAGCAUUCCAUCAACGAGGAAUCACGGUACCUCCUCGACGGCUUUGCUGACAAACAAGGAAAACCAUUCGAUGCCACACACCUCAUCAAUAAUGCCGUCUCCAACAUCAUUUGUAAAAUUUGCUUCGGUUACAGGUUUGACUACUCCGACCCCAAGUUCGCUGAGCUUAUUGCUAUUCUCGGAGAGCAAUUGUCCGAUAGCUCGUCUCUGUUUGCUAACUUUAAGUCGGCUGCGUCUGAAGCUCGGACAAAACGAAAUGCCGAAUUCAUCAUUGAUUUUGUCCGUAAAAUAGUCCAGGACCACCAUCAAUCAUAUGAUGAAAAUGACAUCCGGGAUAUUAUUGACAUGGGAAUAGCCGAGGUCAAGCAGUCAAAGAGCAAGGAAAAACAUGGUGGUCGAAAUAAGAAGGAGUUCUUCAACGACGGUGCACUUAUUCGAAGUGUUAUAUUUUUAUUCAUCGCUGGUACCGAUACAACGACCCAAACUCUGCUUUGGACUUUGAUGUACAUGGCUCUACAUCCUGAUGUGCAAAAGAAGGUCCAGUCUGAAAUUGAUGAGGCCAUUGGAGGGAGUCGUCAACCACUAAUGACCGACAGUCCUAACAUGCCGUACACUAAUGCCGUUAUAAUGGAGAUGCAACGCAUGCGUCCUGUGGCGCCUUUAGCUAUUCCCCGCAAAACUAGGGACGACACGACGCUGGACGGGUACACAAUUCCGUCAAACACGUGCGUGUUUGUCAACAUCUGGGCAGUACACCAUGAUCCUGCGACGUGGACAGAGCCAGAAAAAUACAACCCAGCCCGGUUCCUCUCUGCUGAUGGCAAGAGUGUCAUUCAACAUGGGUCACUCAUUACAUUUGGAACAGGUCGCCGUGCCUGCAUGGGAGAAAAUCUCGCUAAAUCCGAGCUCUUUAUUUUCUUUGUCAACAUCCUUCAACGAUUCACUGUUACCUUUCCAGAGGGUAAAGCGACCCCGUCACAGGAUGGAUCGGCUGGUGCUAUACUUGGCCCGAGACCAUACGAACUGUGUGGCACCAUCAGACGUACAUAAAUGUUUCAGAUUUGGAUCUG
Asterias rubens (European starfish) is the source of this 1517-nucleotide messenger RNA. RefSeq names its product cytochrome P450 2U1-like. Gene Ontology annotation, biological process: xenobiotic metabolic process. The record is from RefSeq and is a predicted model, not a curated record. Bases 1 to 1497 code for a protein of 498 amino acids. NCBI's taxonomy places the organism in Eukaryota, Metazoa, Echinodermata, Asteroidea, Forcipulatida, Asteriidae. The transcript has 6 exons. Gene Ontology annotation, cellular component: cytoplasm; intracellular membrane-bounded organelle. Gene Ontology annotation, molecular function: iron ion binding; heme binding; oxidoreductase activity, acting on paired donors, with incorporation or reduction of molecular oxygen, reduced flavin or flavoprotein as one donor, and incorporation of one atom of oxygen.